This is a messenger RNA of Lottia gigantea (owl limpet), 255 nucleotides long. RefSeq lists its product as hypothetical. NCBI's taxonomy places the organism in Eukaryota, Metazoa, Mollusca, Gastropoda, Lottiidae. The record is from RefSeq and is a predicted model, not a curated record. The transcript is spliced from 2 exons. The annotation marks the transcript as partial.
UCAAUUUAUUUGUGUGUAUAUUUCAGAUUAGUAAUUAAUUUGUAUGGGUGUAUAUUUCAGAGUUAUCAAUUGGUAUAUUUAUCAAUUUGUAUAUGUGUAUAUUUCAGAUUAGUUAUCAAUUUGUAUAUGUGUAUAUUUCAGAUUAGUUAUCAAUUUGUAUUGGUGUAUAUUUCAGAUCAGUUGUCAAUUUAUAUUUGUAUAUAUAUCAAAUUAGUUAGCAAUUUGUAUUUGUAUAUAUUUCAGAUUAGUUUUUAA